Messenger RNA from Grosmannia clavigera kw1407, 3678 nucleotides. RefSeq names its product DNA repair protein. Gene Ontology annotation, biological process: double-strand break repair via homologous recombination; chromosome organization. Gene Ontology annotation, molecular function: ATP binding; protein binding; damaged DNA binding. Gene Ontology annotation, cellular component: site of double-strand break; chromosome; Smc5-Smc6 complex. The transcript has 3 exons. The record is from RefSeq and is a predicted model, not a curated record. The coding region runs from base 1 to 3678 and encodes 1225 amino acids. Lineage: Eukaryota; Fungi; Ascomycota; Sordariomycetes; Ophiostomatales; Ophiostomataceae.
AUGCCAGGCCGUACGAGCCGUAUAGGCUCUGAUGGGGCUGGGCCUUCCCAGAGGAAGCGUUCGCGGCGCACAAUGGAAGACGCGUCCGUUGGCGAUGAAGACAUGGAGGUUGUCGCGAUAACGGAGGCAAGCUCCUCAUUGCAGUACUCUUCCGUUUCCAAGCGAGUCCGCAUCUCCGAUGUGAAUGAGGAUUUUGUACGCCGACGUUCUGGGCCUCUGAAAUCUCAACAUGAAAACACCCAAGACGAGCAGGAGAAUUCUAUCCUUACUGAUGGGGGUGAUUCGGGCGCGAGCGAUGACGCAGACUCAGAGGAGGACGCCGGCAGCGUUGAGCAAGACCGAAGUACCCUUCAGCCCGACGACGGUCCUCCGGAGCAGCAGGCAGCCUCACAGUACGAGCUAAUGCGAGACAUGGGUUUCGAACACCUCCUCCACGAAGAGGAGGACGAUAUGGUCGCCACGCAACGGCUUCAGCAACGUGCACAGCAGAACGCAACAGUCACUGCCGAUAUAAGUGGUGAGAAUCGCAGAGCUGAGAAUGGCAUUAUCGAGCGCGUCACUUGUGUCAACUUCAUGUGCCAUACAAGAUUGGAGUGCGAGCUCGGUCCGCUGCUGAACUUUAUCGUGGGCGAGAACGGUAGCGGUAAGAGCGCAAUUUUGACAGCGAUCACACUCUGUCUGGGGGCCAAGGCAAGUGCAACGAACCGAGGAGGGAGUCUGAAAAACUUCAUCAAGGAAGGCGAGGAGCGCGGGAUCUUGGCCGUUCGGAUCAAGAAUUGUGGAGAGGAUGCUUAUGAGCAUGACGUAUACGGAGAUUCCAUCAUCGUGGAGCGGCAUUUCUCCAAGACCGGCACCAGCAGCUUCAAGCUAAAGUCUGCUACCGGUGGGCUUAUCUCGAACAAGCGCGCCGAUGUUGACGAUAUUGUAGAGUACUAUUAUCUCCAAGUCGACAACCCUCUGAACGUGCUCUCCCAGGACAACGCACGCCAGUUUCUCAAUAGCUCAUCAGCGUCACUGAAGUACAAGUUUUUUGUCCAGGGCGUGCAGCUUGAGCAACUGGACAAGGACUAUCAACUGGUUAAGCAGUAUCUCGACGCUCACGAUGAGCGGAUACCGCAACUGGAGGAACAAGUCAGACGGUUGAAGCAAAAUUUCGAAGAAGCGCAGAAAUUGCACAAGAUCAUUCAGGACAACCAGGACAUGCGGCUCAAGAAACGUCUCUACACGAACCAGCUGGCAUGGUCGCAGGUCGUGGAGCAGGAGCGUAUCUUGGAAAUGUGCGAACAAGCGGUGUUGGAAGCCGGCAAUAACAUCACUGAGGCCGAGGCGGUGCGAGACGCCGCAGCACAGAAGCUCGAGAUCGAGGACGAUAAGCUUCGGCGGACAGAAGAUACGCUCUCGACACUGGAGGCGGAAGACGGCAGCUACAAGGAACGGGUCGAGCGAGCGACGGAAGAAUAUGACGCCUCAGUCAAGGAGCUGCGAGGCCUGCACGCCGACGAGCGGGAUAUUCACAGUCGCCUGAAAGCGGCCGCAGACCGUGCCAAGGAUCUGGAUAACAAAAUACGGGAGGAACAACAGCGACUUGAGGAUGCCAAUGGCAAUGUGCACCGGGAGAUGCAGGCUCGGCACGAUGGUGCAAAGCAGAAGGUGGAGGACAUUGCGCAAGAUCUCGUACAUGAACAAGAGCGCCUUCCCCAGCUCCAAAAGAACUUUGCAGCCGCGCAGGUAGCGAGCCAGAAACUGGCCACCGACGUGUUUCGCAAAAAUGAGGACGUCAGAGCGAGAGAGGUACGCAUCCGCAGCCUCGAGCAGAGCCGUGGCUCCUUGUCCCAGUAUGACGCCUUCGAUCCUCGGAUGGCAGAGCUCGUGGCUAUGAUCGAGCGGGACGGACGGUUCUUGCGAAAGCCAGUCGGUCCUUUGGGCUCCAAGGUGCGCGUGCAGAAGCCAAUUUGGGCACCGAUCAUGGAGAAGACGUUUGGAAGCGCACUGAACGGGUUUAUCGUGACAAGCCAAGACGACCAGCAACGCCUCAGCGGUCUGAUCAAGCGGCUGAAUAUGGGCAACAUCCCCGUAUUCAUUGCCAACUCGCGGCCUAUUAACACAGAGGGCAAGGAGCCCGAUCCGCAGUUCGACACAAUCCUCCGGAUCCUGGAAUUUGACGACGUGCUAGUCCGGGACCAGUUCAUCAUCAACAACUACAUCGAGCAGGUGGUUCUCGUGGAAGACCGCAAGAAGGCACAGCAGGUCAUGUUCAAUGGGGCAGUCCCCCGCAACGUGGUCGCAUGUCUGACACUCCACGACAAGAAGCGUGGCGAGGGUCUGCGUCUUACCAGCCGCGGAAACGGGAAUGUGAGCACGACACCUGUGAUCCCUGUCCUGUCGCAGCGGCCACGGAUGAAGACGGAUGUUGGGAGCCAGAUUGCCGUCCAGACCGACAUUCUCGCACAGAACCGGGAGGAGCUGCAGGCUCUCAAGAUGCAGCUGAACGAGCUCCAACAGGAGGAGCGGCGCUGCGAAGCUGAGAUCGGGACACAGAAGCGGCGGCUGGAGACGCUAAAGAGGGCAGAACACGCAGCGAGCGCGGCGCUGCGACAGGCCGAGGAAGAGCUGGACAGAUUUGACGGUGCGGACGGCCGGCUGCAGGCAUUGCAGGAAGAGCUAAAUACUGCCAAGCAAGAGAAGGACCAGUUCGGCGGGCAGUACGGCGACGUCAACGUGAAGAAGAACCAGCAGAGCGUGGAAGUGGAGAAGCUGAAGCGGAAGCUGGAGGCCGAAAAGGAAGAGCGGAAGGAUUUCCGGGCCAAGAUCGAGAAGUCGAUGCGGGUGGUGGAGAAGAUGCGAGACCUGCGGCGAGUGGCUCUGGUUGCGAAGAACGAGGCGUUCGAACGAAUCGGGCUGCUGGAGGAGCGAAAGGAGGCGGCAAGUCGGAAACGCGACCGACAGGCAGAGCAGGUGGAGGACUUUGCGAAGCAGGCGGCGACGGUGAGCCCGAAGCGGGUGGAGAUUCCAGAGGGAGAGACGUUUGCGAGCGUGGAGAAGAAGCUCGAGACGCUGGUGAGGCAGCUGGACGUCCGACGGCGCAAGGUGGGCAUGACGGACGAAGAGGCCAGCAACCGGGUGGUAAUGACGAAGGUGGCAUACGAGAAGAUCAAAGACAUCUGCGACGUGAGCAAGGAACACGUGCAAGCGAUCAAGAAUGCGCUGGUCAAGCGGCUGGAGAAGUGGAGGGAGUUUCAGCGCUACAUCUCGGCCAACUCGCGGACGAGCUUCAUUUACCUGCUGUCGGAACGGGGAUAUCGUGGCAAGCUGCUGCUGGACCACAAGAACAAGAAGCUGCAGGUGCAGGUGGAACCGGACGACACGCGGCGGACAGUAUCGGGUCGCGACACGAAGACGCUGUCGGGCGGCGAGAAGUCCUUCUCGUCCAUCUGCUUGCUCCUCUCGAUCUGGGAGGCGAUGGGGUCGCGCAUGCGGUGUCUGGACGAGUUUGACGUGUUCAUGGACAAUGUCAACCGCGACGUGAGCACAAACAUGCUGGUGGACGCUGCUCGCCGGUCAGUAGGCCGGCAGUACAUCUUCAUCACGCCCAAUGCGAUCCAGGGCAGUGCCAGACACGCGCCCGACGUCAAGAUCAUCCGGCUGACGGAUCCAAGACAGCGGACGCUUGACGCAUGA